AUGGACGAGGCCCUGGCCCGCGACGACAUUGCGCUGUGCAUCUGCUCCGCGGCCACCAAGGCCGGGUUUGAGAAGGUGACCAACUCCAUCGUGAAGCCGGAGCGCCUGGCCAGGUUUGACCUCAUCCUGGCGGGGGAUGACGUGAAGAACAAGAAGCCUGACCCUGAGAUCUACAACACGGCGCGCGAGCGGCUGGGCAUCCCUGCUGAGCGCUGCCUCGUCAUCGAGGACUCCAUGGUCGGCCUGCGCGCCGCGCGGGGCGCCGGCAUGCACUGCGUCAUCACGCCCACCUCGAGCACCGAGGACCAGCCGUUCUGCGAGGAGGGCGCCGCCGCGGUGGUGUCAGUGCUGGCGGGCAAGACCUUCCGCGUGGUGGGCGGGCUGGCGGGGGUUGUGGCCGGGCCGCGCCUGGACGACCUCUUCUCUGCAUGCCCCAACGGCAGCGGCGACACCGUCGUCAACCUCCAGGGCAUGGCCAACAUGGAGGGCAACGAGUGCGUCGUGCAGUGGAGCGCCGCCACGCCCGCUACUGCUGCCGCUUGA
Monoraphidium neglectum is the source of this 543-nucleotide messenger RNA. RefSeq names its product Protein cbbY. The transcript is spliced from 6 exons. NCBI's taxonomy places the organism in Eukaryota, Viridiplantae, Chlorophyta, Chlorophyceae, Sphaeropleales, Selenastraceae. Gene Ontology annotation, molecular function: hydrolase activity. Bases 1 to 543 code for a protein of 180 amino acids. The record is from RefSeq and is a predicted model, not a curated record.